AUGCUGGCGGCGGGUGUAGCAGCUUCGCUGUUGGCGCUGCUUGCAGCAAACGGCACCUCGCUGCUCGACUGCGUCUGCGACUACAUCUUCCACGUCACCGGGCCGCCCGGGAGCAGCUACGGCGAAAAGAAGUUGUGGUGGACCUACUGUCAGUAUCCCCGAAGCUAUGACGUGUACGUGACGUGCGACAACCUGGCGCCGCCGUCUGCUGCGGUGUCGGCGGUGGCGCCCCUGAUACCGACCAGCAGCAGCAGCAGCAGCCGCUGGCCACCCGCAUGGGUGGAGGGGUGCGGCGGCGCUGUGGAGGCGGUCCGCGACCUCGCCAGAGCCACGCCAGACGAGCUGCACUCCUGGGACCUGUGCUCCCUCAUCGCCAAGCACUGCAUCCACUCCUCCUGUGUCCGGGGCUGGACUAACCUAGAAUGGGACGCGGAAAUUCUGGCAAUGGAUCAUCUGAGGCAUUCCAUCCUCGUCCAGUUACUGAAAGCUGCUCGGCGCAUCACAAGAGCCAUAACCGCCAGAUUUCAGUGCGCCUUGCGAAAUACAUUAUCUUUCAUUCAGUCAUCGAGGCUGAACGAAACUGAACUCCAGGCCAAGGUGGUGGUCUACCUGGAACACCUCUCCAGCUACUGGCGAGACUCGGCGCAGCUGCUCUCUCUCAGUGUGGACGACGUCUCAUGGCUGUUGGUCCCCCUCGCCUUCGAGCACAUGGGAAAUCACACGAAUGAAGAGCGGCUCCAUGUAUGGAUUAAGGACAUGGAACGCGUGAGAGUUGGGUGAGCGAUGUGAGGACACUCAGCGAGCAGAUACCGUACUACAGGGUGGAAGAGGACAAGAAGAAGCCUGGGAAGUACAUACUUAGGCGCCCCGUAUUGAAUGAAGACCUUCUCUCCUUCCACCAGGAGCACCCGUCAUUUCGUGGCAGCUUCGGUGCGCUAUGCGAGGAGCGACACCCAGGGGCAUCACAAAUGUUCAGUCUUGCCGACGCACUGCACUCCCUCUAUCAUUACAACCUGUUCUACGAGAUACAUCCUGUAGGUGUCGAUCGCUUUAUAGAUGAGGAGUGGCAGCUGGAGGACAGAAGCAAUGCUACCCUCUCCGUGGACACUGGCUGCAUGCAGCUGUUGGCGAACGCUCUGGACCACCCC
Messenger RNA from Schistocerca piceifrons (Central American locust), 1148 nucleotides. RefSeq lists its product as uncharacterized. The transcript is spliced from 7 exons. The record is from RefSeq and is a predicted model, not a curated record. Lineage: Eukaryota; Metazoa; Arthropoda; Insecta; Orthoptera; Acrididae. The coding region runs from base 1 to 780 and encodes 259 amino acids.